AUGACUCUUAAGGGAGGCACCAGCCAAGCUUGUGCUUCGUGCAAGUAUCAAAGGAGGAAGUGCUCCUCUGAGUGUCCUCUAGCGCCUUACUUCCCUCCUGACCAACCGAGGUUGUUCCAAAAUACUCAUAAGUUGUUUGGUGUGCGCAAAAUCCUCAAGAUACUUGAGAAUCUUGAUCCUCACCAACACGAGGAAGCAAUGCGUUCUAUCAUUUACCAGGCCAAUAUUCGCGACAGGUUUCCUGUUCAUGGCUGCUGGGGCAUCAUCUGUAAACUGCAUUUCCAGAUUCGGCAGGCUGAAGAAGAGCUCCGUGCUGUCCUUGCACACCUUGAGAUGUACAGGCAGCAGCAGCAUCAACAUCAGAUUGCAGCUUUAACUGAGGAUGUUCCAUCCCAAUUAGAAUUAGGAAUGGCGCCUCCUCAGCCUUGCUUGGCGCAACAAUACUCCUACUCUAUUGUUGGUAGUAAUACCGGUUACAGCUCUAAUUACUUGGAUUCUAAUGAUAAUGCUGGGAACUCACUUUGGGGUCAACAUCCUUAUGCUACUAACUAUAACAUCAAUUCCAUGCCAAUUAUUCAGUCUCAGCUAGCUGCUUCACAGCCACUAGCCACCCAACAAGAAAUUGUUCAAGAUUAUGAUGAGAUGCAUCCAUUUUUUGAUUCUAUUGAUGACAGGCAAUCGUAUAUUGAAACUAAAGAACCAUACGAAUCAAGCUCAGAAGAAUCAUUGAAGGACACCGCACCAUCUAUGGAGCAUGCUGCAGAGAAUGAAUUGAAGAGUGCUGCUGCAUGUUUUAGUCUUACCAGUAUCAAUUGA
Molecule: messenger RNA, 816 nt
Organism: Populus nigra (black poplar)
Lineage: Eukaryota; Viridiplantae; Streptophyta; Magnoliopsida; Malpighiales; Salicaceae
Product: LOB domain-containing protein 27-like
Exons: 2
Coding region: 1-816 (271 amino acids)
Source: RefSeq, a predicted model, not a curated record